Messenger RNA from Cladophialophora immunda, 1769 nucleotides. RefSeq lists its product as uncharacterized. Gene Ontology annotation, molecular function: oxidoreductase activity. The transcript has a single exon. Lineage: Eukaryota; Fungi; Ascomycota; Eurotiomycetes; Chaetothyriales; Herpotrichiellaceae. The record is from RefSeq and is a predicted model, not a curated record. Bases 406 to 1623 code for a protein of 405 amino acids.
GAACGGUUUCCGCCUCGAGGGUGAUUGUGUCGGACAUCACCAACUCCUCAUCGUUUGCGAGACGAGUGAUCACGCAAUCGCCCCUCUCGAUUGGAUCAACACGAACCCCUCGCAUGCGACCCUCUGAACAGCCCGAUAGCGAUCAUUCAUUCGGAGAUGCCCUGCCCACUUUGGUAAAAUGAUGCCGCAGGGAUUCGCUAUACGUCGAAUGACAUGAGGUCAACUGGAGGACAAUCACGGGGAAGACUAAGAAAUUUCGACAGCUGCAGAGACACUCUUUUCUCACUCUCUGAUCCUUUCCAAUUCUCUAUUCCUAUUUUCUCAGUCUGAGAUUCACCAUCUAGAAAGGAGUUCUUGGGGGAGGUAUAAACCAGCUCAGGCUUGACUGACCAACACCUGCCCACCAUGGCUCCCAUAGCAGUGGAAUCAUCUCACCCUCCUUCUACAAUCCCCUCCAAGUCCGCGGCCGUCGACUUGUCCAUCUUCCCCGACGGCUUCAAGACAUCCGGCCAACACCCUCCACUCUACGACCAGCUGUACCCUUACUCUGCGUUUCCAAAGACCAUCUCUGGCCCCACCGUCUGGUCGAAUGAAGACUACGCUUCCCAUCCAGAAACAUGGACGCACGUCUUCUCGGACGCAGAGAUCAACGAACUCUCGGCCGCGGCCGACAACUUCAUGGCUCAAGGUCUCCCGCUGACGGGGAUCAACCCGUCCAACUUCCCGCUCCCAAGCAUGUCGGCGGCGUUGAAAUCCAUGCGCAACGAACUCCUCAACGGUAAAGGCUUCAUCCUGUACAAAGGCUUCCCCGUGCAGCAAUGGGGCUCGCACAAGUCCGCGGUCGCGUACAUGGGCCUGGGCACGUACAUCGGGUACCCGGUGUCGCAGAACGGCCGGGGCCACAUCCUGGGCCACGUCAAGGACCUGGGCGAGGACAGCACGCAGAUCGACAAGGUGCGGAUCUACCGGACCAACGCGCGCCAGUUCUUCCACGCCGACGACUCGGACGUGGUCGGCCUGCUCUGCAUCGCCCGCGCCGAGGAGGGCGGCGAGUCGGACGUCGCGUGCGUCCACCACGUCUGGAACAUCCUGCAGGCCGAGUACCCGGAGGUGGCCGAGCUGCUGACCCAGCCGGUGUGGUACUUUGACCGCAAGGGCGAGGUGUCGCGGGGCGAGGAGCCCUACAUCCGCACCAGCGUCUUCUACCUCGAGACACCCGGCGCCAAGGGCCAGGAGCAGCGGGUCUACUGCAAAUGGGACCCCUACUACGUCCGCAGCCUGACCCGGUUCUCGGACCAGGGCAUCAUCCCGCCGCUGUCGCCGGCGCAGGUCCGCGCGCUCGAGACCCUCGAGGAUGUCUGCCAGCGCGUCAAGCUGCACAUGAUCCUCGAGGUCGGCGACAUCCAGUUCCUCUCCAACGAGCACAUCCUGCACGCCCGCACCGCCUAUAGGGACUACGGCCCGGACAGCGGCAUGCCCCGCCGCCACCUGAUGCGCCUGUGGCUGAGCACGCCAGUCAGCGAGGGAGGCUGGAGGCUGCCCUUCCACGACGUGGACGAGAGGAAGAGAGGAGGCAUUCAGGUGGACGACACGAGGCCGGUCGCGAGGCUGGAUGCGGAUUGAGUUCUGUUCCGUGAUGCGAAUGUGUUUGAGGGGUGGGACCAAAUCUCUGGAGAAAUGUUUCUAAACUUUGGGAAGAAUGUAUAGACGAACUAGCUUGCGUUCAUUCCUGCUUCGUUCGACUGCCCUCUGCCGCCUGCAGGCUUGCC